Naegleria fowleri is the source of this 8403-nucleotide messenger RNA. RefSeq lists its product as uncharacterized. Gene Ontology annotation, biological process: microtubule-based movement. The record is from RefSeq and is a predicted model, not a curated record. Bases 1 to 8403 code for a protein of 2800 amino acids. Gene Ontology annotation, cellular component: dynein complex. Gene Ontology annotation, molecular function: ATP binding; dynein light intermediate chain binding; minus-end-directed microtubule motor activity. NCBI's taxonomy places the organism in Eukaryota, Heterolobosea, Eutetramitea, Acrasida, Naegleriidae. The transcript has a single exon.
AUGUGUAGCUCUAAGGGUGAGAUUGUCCAAUUGAAAGAGCCUGUUAAAAUUACAGACAAAGUUGAACAAUGGUUAUCUAAUUUGGAUCAGCAAAUGUUCAAAACUCUUGAGCAACUAUUGAUUGAAUGUGAUAAGUCAAAAGAAUUCGAUAUUGACGCUUUUCCAUCUCAAAUUCUUUGCCUCCAAGAGAGCAUCAAUUUCACAAGAAAGUGUGAACAAGCCGUUCAGAACAAGACUCUGCAACAACUUCUUGCAAGUCUGAAAAAUCAGUUAAACCAAUUUACUGCCAUUAAUGCAAAGGAUGAUGAGGUUAUUUCCAUGAAAGUCAAAGCAUUGAUUUUAGAUAUAAUCCACAACAUUGACGUUGUUGAAGCUUUAAUCAAAGCUAAUGUAACUUCAGUGGCACAUUGGGUUUGGCAGAAACAGCUUCGAUUCUACAUUGAGAAUGGAAAAUGUGUUAUUAGGAUGAGCAAUGCUAAAUUUAAUUAUACUUAUGAAUAUCAAGGAAAUGUUGCCAAACUUGUUCAUACUCCGCUCACUGACAAGUGUUACUUGACAUUAACACAAGGAAUGCUCUUAGGAUAUGGUGGCAAUCCUUAUGGACCUGCAGGAACAGGAAAAACUGAAAGUGUGAAGGCUCUUGGACAUUUAUUUGGACGUCAGGUGCUUGUCUUCAAUUGUGAUGAAGGUAUCGAUUUUAACAGCAUGGGUAGAAUAUUUAUAGGAUUGGUGAAAUGCGGAGCUUGGGGUUGUUUUGACGAAUUUAACAGAUUGAAGCCUGAUCAACUGUCAGCAAUCUCCCAACAAAUUCAAGUAAUCCAAGUUGCAAUUAAGGAAAAAUCAACCAAGCCAAUAGAAUUACUCGGCAAUAAGGUGAAUGUGAAUUUGAACGCAGGUAUUUUUGUGACUCUCAAUCCUGCAGGCAAAGGAUACGGAGGUAGAAGUCAACUACCAGAUAACUUGAAACAACUUUUCAGAUCUGUGGCAAUGGCUGCUCCUGACAAUGAGCUUAUCUCUGAAGUGAUUUUACUUUCUGAAGGCUUCCAACAUGCCAAAUACUUGGGAAAAAAAAUUGUAAGCGUUUUUCAACUCAGUAAGCAAUUAUUGAGUACUCAACAGCACUACGAUUGGGGAUUACGUUCUCUGAAAACAAUUUUGAACAUUGGUGGAUCUCAAAUUAGACAAGCAAGAAAACACACCGAAAAUAUCAGCAAGGAGACGGAGGCCCAAAUCGUGAUCAAGGCACUACGGGUCAACACACUCUCAAAGCUUACUCACAAAGACGCUGUUUUAUUUAACGGUAUCAUCAAGGAUGUAUUCCCAGGCGUUGAUUCUCCAGACAUCUCAUACAUUGAACUUGAAAAAGCAAUUAAGGAUGUAAUGAAUGAAAUGGGUCUCGUUCCAAUACCAAACAUGAUUAAGAAAAUUGUUCAAUUUUAUGAAGCUUGCAAACAAAGGAUGGGUGUAGUUUUGGUUGGUCCAAGUGGAUCUGGUAAAAGCGUCAUUUGGCAUGUACUUUCAGAGGCUCUAAAAAAGAUCAACCAAAAGAUGAAAACGUACGUCGUUAAUCCAAAAGCGAUGCCAAGACAUCAACUUUUGGGUCAUAUGGAUAUGGACACAAGAGAAUGGUUUGAUGGAAUUAUUACUGCAAAUUCUAGAAAUAUUCUCAAAGAAGAGCCAGAUGUCAUAUCAUGGAUGAUUUGUGAUGGUGAUAUUGAUCCAGAAUGGGUAGAGUCCUUAAAUUCUGUGUUGGAUGACAACCACUUACUCACAAUGCCUUCUGGAGAGAGAAUUCAAUUUGGUUCCAAUGUAAACUUUAUCUUUGAAACUCACAGUCUAAAAUUUGCCUCUCCUGCAACAGUUAGUAGAAUGGGUGUCAUAUUUCUAUCGGAUAAUGAUGUAGACGUAAAGAGUUUUGUUAGUGCUUGGAUGAACAGUCACGAACAUUUGAGUGAUAAUGUCAAGUCUUUGAUCGAUAAUUAUUUCUACUCAGCUCUUGAAAUAGUUUUCAACAUUGACAAAUCAGAGUUCAUAAUUGAGACUACUAAUAUGGGCAUCAUCAUGAAUGGACUAUCACACAUUUACCCGGAUAUUUCAAGCAAAGGCGAGUUUGCAUGCGCACUUGUUCGUGGAUUAGGUGCAUCUCUAAACAUCAAAGCUAGAGAAAAGUUGGCAAAAGAUAUUUAUACUUUGUGUGGCGAGAGUGGAGUCGAUUUGAGACGACCACUUGAUUUUUAUUACUCUAAAGAGGAUUCAUGCUUUACUCAGUAUUCCUUUAAUGACUCUGGAGAUAUUAGUUUUGAUAAUCUUCAAAGUUGUCCAAUGAUACGAACAGUAGACGUCCAAAGAAUCACAGAUAUCAUUUAUCCUUGGUUGCAAAAUAUGGAACCAUUUAUUUUGUUAGCUCCAGAGGGUGCAGGUAAAGGAAUGCUUUUGGAAAAUCUUUUCCUUGAAUUGCCUUCCAUUCAAAUUGCUAGAAUCCACUGUAAUUCACAAACAAAUGAGAGUCAUGUAAUCCAAAAACUAAAUCAAACAUGUGCUAUAUUUACAACUAACAAUGGUAGGGUUUUGAGACCAAAGGAAGGAGAGAGAUUAAUACUCUACUUAAAAGAUAUUAAUUUACCAUGUCCUGACAAGUAUGGAACUACUCAGCUGAUUUCAUUUUUGCAACAAUUAAUAACUUAUAAUGGUUAUUAUGAUGAAGAAUUGAAAUGGAUUGGUUUGGAAAGAAUUCAAAUUGUAGCUUCAAUGAAUCCUGCGACCACUGUUGGAAGGUAUGAGCUAACAAGCAGAUUUACUUCUAUUGUAAGAACAGCAUACAUGUCCUAUACGGACAAGCAACAAUUGAAGCAAAUCGUUUUUACAUAUCUAAAAGCUGCUCUUUCUAAAGACUUUGCUGGCCACGCUAUUUGGAAGCAAAGCCAAAACAUUGAUUUGCUAACCGAGGUUAUGAUAGAACUUUAUGAUAAUGUAACCAAGAAAUUUACAGUAGACGAAUUUGCUCAUUACCAAUUCACACCAAGAGAUUUGAUAAGAUGGAUUUUAGGGCUGUCUAACUUUAGUAUUCCUUCAACAAGCAACAGAUGCACAGAACUGUUGGAUGCAUGGACAUAUGAAGCAAGAAGAAUAUUUAGAGAUAAACUAGUGAAGGAUGUAGCUGCUUUUGACACUAUUGAAUCAGCUAUUCACAUGAAAUUAGAAAGCAUUGGAUACUCCCCUAAAAUGUUGGGCAAAAUUUUAUUCACAAGUCUUGCUACAACAGACAAAAAGAAAAUUCUUUGUCCUGCCAAAACUCUUGAAUUUGGUAACUUUUUGGGAUAUUCAGGAACAGCAAAAAGAAGUACCUUGAAAAAGACUGCCAUUCAAAGCUUUGAAAGAGAAAAUAGACCGCUGAGAUUAUUCUUUGUUCCUGAAAUUGUGGAAUAUAUUGCUAUGAUUGAUAGAGUGCUGUGCAGAGAUGGAAGCUCAUUACUUCUUGUUACAAAACCAGGCAUUGGCACAAGCGACAUUGUCGCCUUAGUUUGUCAUCUCUUGAAAUUUGAACUUUAUUCACCAAAGAUGGUCGUUGGCUACUCUGUGAAGCAUUUCAAAAACGACAUCAAAGCAAUCAUACAAAAGGCUGCUCAGAAUGAAAAAAUAUGCCUACUACUCGAAGAUCACAACAUGAGAGAAUUGGCUCUGCUUGAAUAUGUCAACAGUCUGUUAAGCUCUGGAGAAAUUCCUGGGUUGUUUUCCAAGGAAGAAUUAGAAAUCAUACUUUCAACCAUUAGAGACGAAAGUAAUCAGCCAAGUUCAGCAUAUAGCUCAUUGAUUAAGAGAGUAACAAACAACUUGCGAGUAAUUUUGGUUAUGGAUCCAGACAACAAAGACUUUGACUUGAAAUGCAGGUCCAAUCCGGCUAUUUUCACCAAAUGCUCUAUUAUUUGGAAAGAUAACUGGUCCACUGAAGGAAUUCAACAAAUUCCCAAAAUGAUUGUUGAUGAAAAUGACCUAAAGUCUCUUUCUUUAAAGAGUGACGAAUUUUUGCAAUUGUUUGUCCAAAUACACGAAAUAAGCAAGGAUAGAGGAGCAUCACCUCUUCACUUUAUUAACUUUAUUGACACCUUCAACAUCACACUUCAAAAGAAGAGAACAGUUAAACAAGAGCAACAAGAUCACUUGCACAAGGGUCUCUCCAAGUUGAAAGAAGCAUCUAAGAGUGUGGAUGAAUUGUCCAAAAAAGCUGAACAACAAAAGAUUCAACUCAACGAAAAACAAGAACAGAAGAAAGUGGCCCUCGUUGAAAUUCAAAAGAGCAUGCAAGAAUCCGUCAAAGAACAAAGUGACAUUGAAAAAUUGAAAGAGAAAAUGAAAGAAGAGGAGUUGAAACUGAAUCAAAAGAAAGAAAUUAUUAAUUCAAAACUUAGCUCAAUAGAACCAUUACUAGACAGUGCUAAACAAGCCGUUGCUGCUUUGAGUCCAAAAGAAAUUUCUGAAAUCAAAAGUCUUGCUCAGCCUCCAGUCACUAUUAGGCAAAUUAUGGAAGGUGUGGUGAGAUUAAUGGGUCAGAAAGAUUACUCUUGGAAAGGAAUUCAGAAUUUCUUGAAUCGUAUGGGUGUCAAAGAACAAAUUAUGGGCUUUAAUGCUGAAUCUGUUGACAAAAAAACACUCGAAGAUGUCAAAAAGUAUGUUAACGGAGAAGGAGCUGAAUCGUUCCAACCUGAGGUGGCAGCUAGAAGCAGCAAAUCUGCCCUUCCUCUUGCCAAAUGGGUAAAAGCAAACAUCGAAUAUGCUGAAGUUCUCCAACAAGUAGGUCCUCUUAAAAGAGAAAUGGAAGUUCUUGAAAAAUCUCAAGAUUUGUUGAAUCAACAACUUUCUCAAUGUGAAGCAAAACUCAAUGCUCUUAAUGAAAAGGUCAAAUCAUUGCAGGAUGAGUAUGAACAAAAGACACAAGAAGCAGAAUCGUUGAAAUUAGGAUUGCAACAAGCUGAAAAGACUCUUUCAUCGGCUAAGAGUCUCAUUGGCAAGUUGGGAGGAGAAAAGGAUAGAUGGGAAAAACAAGUCGAUGCUCUCUCUAAGGAAAUGAAGGAAAUGCCAUACCAGGCGUUGCUUGCGUCUGCAUUCAUGGUUUACCUUCCUGAUGCUCCUGAAAACAUUCGACAAGAAUAUAUUGAAAAAUGGAAACCAAUUGCAGGGCUCAAACAGUUUGACUUUAGAUCAUUUAUGAGCACUGAAAGUGAAAUGUUGAAGUAUAAGAGCGAGGGAUUACCUGGAGAUGAAUUAUCUAUAGAGAAUGCCAUUGUUAUACUCGAGAGUAUCAAACAUCCUCUCAUCAUUGAUCCUUCAAAACGAGCAGUUGAAUGGUUAAAGACUCACUUGAUGAACAAGAGUAUUGAAUGCACAACUCCAAAUGACUCUAAAUUCAGUACAACAUUGGAAUUGUCAGUACGAUUCGGAAAAACAUUGAUCAUUGAAGAAGUGGAUCAUAUCGAUCCAAUUCUUUAUCCAUUGCUUAGAAAUGAGAUUAUUGUUCAGGGAACGAGAAAGUCAGUAGUAGUGGGAGAGAAAACUGUUGAUUAUAGUGAUGACUUCAAGUUAUACUUGAUUACAAGAAAUCCUAAUAUUUUGCUUUCUCCUGAUUCUUCACCAUUGGUUACUGUUGUGAACUUUACAGUCACCAAGUCUGGACUUGAAGGCCAAUUAUUGAGCCAAACUCUUCAACAUGAAAAUCCAGAAAUUGAACAAAAGAAGAGCAUGCUUCUCAAGAAAGAAGAAGAAAAUAAGAUACAGUUAAGUGAAUUGGAAAAACAACUGCUAAACGAGCUUGCAUCUUCAAAGGGUAAUCUUUUAGAAAACGAGUCUCUCAUCGCAAAGUUGGCAGAAAUUAAGAAAAAGAGUCAGAGUAUCAUGAGUAGUUUGGAGGAGUCAAGUAAGAUUAUGCAAGAUUUAGAAACCAAAAGAAAUCAGUACAAACCUUUUGCAGAAAUGGGUAGUACUCUAUUUUUCAUUAUGACAGACAUGAAGAAUAUCAACGCAAUGUAUCAAUUCAGUCUAUCCUCGUUUAUCAAGUUAUUUGAUCAUGCUUUAACUUCAAAACUUGAUAAGGCGUCUGAUGUGAACUUACGUAUGACUCUAUUGAAACAAGAACUUCAAAAGAUUGCAUUUAAUUAUGUGACUAGAUCAUUGUUCAAAGCUGACAGACAAUUAUUCGGUAUGCACAUGGUACAUGGCUUGUUCCCGUCAUUAUUUACCCCACAACAGUGGGAUUUCUUUAUUGGUAACAUUGUUGUGAAAGAACAAUCAUCGAUUAGCCAAAUUCCGAACUGGAUUCCAGCAGAUAGAGUCAAAGCUUUACAACUUCUUGUUUCCUUCCUUCCAGAUAUUUCUUCUAAACUUCAAUUCAACAAUGCAGAGAAAUGGAAGUCUUGGAUUCUUUCAAAGGAAGACGCAAUCAAGUCGUUCCCUGUCAAUGAUAACUCAAUCUCUUAUGCCGACAAAUUAAUUGUCAUCAAGACGUUACGACCAGACCAAUUGUACUUUGUUAUUUCUGACUUGAUUAUGAGAACAUUGGAUAUUAAGUCCACAGCUUCAUCCUUAAAACUUUCAAACAUUUACAAACAAGAAAGUACUUGUAUGGAACCUAUUCUUUUAAUAACUACUACAGGUGCUGAUCCAUCUCAAGAACUUCGAGAGAUGGCUCUCGAAACUGUUGGUGAUGCUAACUUUAUUGAACUUGCCAUGGGUCAAGGCCAAACAGAAGAAGCCAUCCAACUGUUGAGAAAAUGUUCAAGAGAAGGAAAGUGGUUAUUCUUGAAGAAUUUGCACCUUGUUAUCUCAUGGCUUCCAACAUUGGAAAAGGAAAUUGCUGUUCUGUCAGACGUGAAUGAAAACUUUAGACUAUGGCUUACCACAGAAUCUCAUGAAGAAUUCCCUAUAAUCCUUCUUCAACAAAGUUUGAAACUCACAUUUGAGUCUCCUCCAGGUAUUAAGCAAAACAUGUUAAGAACCUUUGAAUCUCAAAAUGUGUCCGAAUUUUCAUCGUAUGGCAAGACAAGAAUGAGAUUGUCCAUGUUACUUGCUUGGUUCCACUCAAUAGUGCAAGAACGAAGAACAUACAUUCCACAAGGUUGGACUAAAUUCUAUGAAUUUUCAUCUUCAGAUUAUAGAGCUGCUUCUGAUAUUAUUGGAUAUGCUAUUCAAAACGAAAAUCCUGAAUGGAACACAAUAUUUGGGCUUUUAGAGAAUGCUAUUUAUGGAGGUAGAAUCGACAACAAGUAUGAUGCAAAGAUUUUGAAUGUCUAUCUUUCUAAAUUCUUUAAUCCAAACAUUCUCAACAACAAGGAACCUCUAUUCACCAAAGGAGUUUAUUUACCAGAAAGUAACUCUUUUGACGAUUACAUCAAAUUCAUUGAAAAGCUUCCUGAUUCUGAUCAACCUGUAGUUUUUGGCUUACCUCCCAAUGCUGAUAGAUUGGUUCAAAGUUCUCUCGGUUCCAAGAUUAUUGACAAUCUCAAACAAUUAUCCACUCGAUCUAGAUCUGCAAAUAUUUUCAACAAAGAUGAAUGGACCUCCAAGCUUGUUCCAAUUGUUCAAUUGUGGGGAUCUCUCAUCAAUCAAAACAGAUCCAUUCUUUUAUCUUCCAAACGCAAUAACGAAAUUCUCACAGAUCCUGUUGAUUCCUUCUUUACUUUGGAGAUGGACAAUGCAUUGGAAUUGAUCAAAUUUAUUGAUUCUGAAAUUCAAAAGAUUAGUGAUGUAAUCAAAGGAAUUGCUUUAAUAGAUACCUCCAUCCAUCAAAAUGGAGUGUCUUUGAUGAAUGGCACUAUACCUGAGAGAUGGCAAUUAAGAUGGGAAAAUGGUCCAUUCAACAACGUUACUGCUUGGAUCAAUGAAGUAAUUUCCAAGACUCUCAAAUUGCAUGAAUAUUGUUCACUCAUUUCACAAGGCAAGCUCUACUCCAAGCCAAUCGAACUCAACAACAUGUUCAGUCCUCACAUCUUCUUCAAUGCUCUCAAACAACAAACUGCCAGGAAGUCUGGAUUGCAAUUAGAUGAUUUGACUGUUUUGAGUGCAUUAUGGGCCUCGAAGAAUGUAUCAGGCCUUUCCAAUAAGGUUGGAAUUAAGGGCAUUGCCGUUCAAGGUGCAGAAUUUGAUGGACAAACAUUGACCAAUAUCACCUCAGAUUCUGCUCCUGCACUUUCUCCGUUACCAUCAUGUGAAGUGUUUUGGGCAACCGAAAAACAAAUGGAAGAUCUCAGACAAAAGAAGGAAAUUGCUGCUGUGAAUCUUCCUCUUCCAAUUUAUUAUUCAACGAACCGUGAAUUCACUGUGGCUGAAUUGUACAUGCCAUGCAACUCGACGUCAGAUGUUGAUAAAUUUGUGUUGACUGGUGCUGCUAUUUUUGUGGACAACAAUGCACAAUAA